UCGGAAAGACGAACUAGUGGUUAUCAGCUGGAAUCUGCAAUUCCCUGGCCAGUCGCGGUCUAGAAAGGGCUUGAGAGCUGCCGUUCUAGUGGUUUACCAGUGAGUGCGCCCUAGGGUUGGGUGGUGCAUUCUAGGCGGUUGGAGCAGCUGCAGCCGCAGCGUUACCCGCCCACCUCUUUCAAGAGGCGCCUGGACUCAAGCAGCUAGCAGGACUUCAGCGUGCCAUCACUUCCUAAGUUCAGGCAAGACGGUAGAUGCCCUCCUCGGACGCAGCUUCGCUCACAAAUCAGGACUGCCAGUGUGCAUUGCCACAGCCAUUUUCCUUCCUCUUUUUUUACCCUCCGGCCAGAUGGAGUCCAGCACUUCAACCAGCAGGCGUUUCACCAUCGAUGACUUUGAAAUAGGGCGGCCACUGGGUAAGGGGAAAUUUGGUAAUGUGUACCUGGCUCGGUUGAAGGAAAACCACUUCAUUGUGGCCCUAAAGGUCCUCUUCAAGUCCCAGAUAGAGAAGGAGGGAUUGGAGCACCAGCUUCGAAGGGAGGUGGAGAUCCAGUCGCAUUUACAUCACCCCAAUAUCCUGCGCCUGUACAACUACUUCCACGAUGCUCGCCGGGUGUACUUAAUUCUGGAAUAUGCUCCCCGGGGUGAGCUCUAUAAGGAGCUUCAGAGAAACCAGAAGUUAGAUGAGCAGCGCACAGCCACGAUCAUGGAGGAGUUGGCUGAUGCCCUGACCCACUGCCAUGAGAAUAAGGUGAUUCACAGGGACAUUAAGCCAGAGAAUCUCCUGCUGGGCCUCAGGGGCGAGGUGAAGAUUGCAGACUUCGGCUGGUCUGUGCAUACCCCGUCUCUCAGGAGAAAGACAAUGUGUGGGACUCUGGACUACUUGCCCCCAGAAAUGAUUGAGGCAAGAACGUAUGAUGAGAAGGUGGAUCUGUGGUGCAUUGGGGUGCUCUGCUACGAGCUGCUGGUGGGAACUCCACCCUUUGAGAGCAGCACUCACAGUGAGACAUACAGACGCAUCCUCAAGGUGGAUUUUCGGUUUCCUCCAUCAGUGCCUGUGGGGGCCCAGGACUUGAUCUCCAAGCUUCUUAGGUACCAUCCCUCAGAUCGGCUGACCCUAGCCCAGGUCCUGAAGCACCCCUGGGUCCAGGAGCACUCUCGUCGGGUGCUGCCUCCCUGUGCUCAGAUGGCUUCCUGAGCCCUGCCUGCCUCUAUCCCUAUGUGUCUCUUCAGGGAGCCCUCCAGGCUCUGCUUGUUACCUCAUCUGUUUUGCUUGUUUUCUCUUUUAAGAUGCUAAUUAAACCUCAUUAAUCUAAUGUUAA
Messenger RNA from Meriones unguiculatus (Mongolian gerbil), 1322 nucleotides. It is a transcript of the gene Aurkc, whose product is annotated as aurora kinase C. Lineage: Eukaryota; Metazoa; Chordata; Mammalia; Rodentia; Muridae. Gene Ontology annotation, cellular component: spindle midzone; chromosome passenger complex; spindle pole centrosome. Gene Ontology annotation, molecular function: protein kinase activity; ATP binding. The coding region runs from base 350 to 1198 and encodes 282 amino acids. The record is from RefSeq and is a predicted model, not a curated record. Gene Ontology annotation, biological process: protein phosphorylation; mitotic spindle organization; regulation of cytokinesis. The transcript is spliced from 7 exons.